Molecule: messenger RNA, 2401 nt
Organism: Bufo bufo (common toad)
Lineage: Eukaryota; Metazoa; Chordata; Amphibia; Anura; Bufonidae
Gene: WNT7B
Product: Wnt family member 7B
Exons: 4
Coding region: 429-1478 (349 amino acids)
Biological process (GO): positive regulation of JNK cascade; canonical Wnt signaling pathway; cell fate commitment
Cellular component (GO): extracellular region
Molecular function (GO): cytokine activity; frizzled binding
Source: RefSeq, a predicted model, not a curated record
UGCAGGAGAGGAAGAGAGAGAGCAAAGAGACAGGCAGAGACAGAGGUGAGAGAGACAGAGAGAAGAGUGACAGGCAAUGUCUCACCCUGAGAUCCUCCCUCCUACCUGCUCUCACCCAAGCAGCUUGUUACCUGGAGUAGUCAGAACAAGUAGGGACACAUUGGCCUCCACACUGGAUGGGAUGAUUACACAGAGUCUCUCUGCCUCUCACUCCUUUGGGGUUAAGAGAUAAUCCCUCUCCAUUCCACUCUUCCUACAUCAAACCCCUUCUCCUCCAUGGAUCCGGGCAGAGCAGGCGGCUUCCACCCUACAUUGUUUUUACAAGCAAACCUCCUUGGUUAGAGUGAAACAUGCAAUUGCUGGGAUAUACUCUGAAAACUGCAUUCAUUUUUUCAUAACUUUAUAUGGAUCAGCCUUUUGUCUAGACCAUGCACAGACACUCCCGGAGGUGGAUUUUCUAUGUGUUUCUCUGUUUCGGGAUCAUCUACAUGAAAUUAGGAGCUUUGUCAUCUGUGGUGGCUUUGGGAGCAAAUAUAAUCUGCAACAGGAUUCCAGGGUUGGCGCCUCGGCAAAGAGCCAUCUGCGAGAGCCGCCCGGAUGCCAUUAUAGUUAUUGGAGAAGGGGCACAGAUGGGGAUCAAUGAAUGUCAGUAUCAGUUCCGCUACUCCAGAUGGAAUUGCUCAGCACUUGGAGAGAGGACGGUCUUCGGACAAGAGCUACGAGUAGGUAGCAGGGAAGCUGCUUUUACCUAUGCCAUCACUGCCGCUGGGGUAGCACAUUCUGUGACCUCUGCCUGCAGCCAAGGAAAUUUCAGUAACUGCGGCUGUGACCGAGAGAAGCAGGGCUACUACAAUCAGGAGGAGGGCUGGAAGUGGGGAGGAUGUUCUGCUGACAUCAAAUACGGCAUUGAAUUCUCUAGGAAGUUUGUGGAUGCCAGAGAAAUAAGAAAAAAUGCCCGGCGGCUCAUGAACCUUCACAAUAAUGAGGCUGGAAGAAAGGUAUUAGAAGAACAGAUGAAGCUGGAAUGUAAAUGUCAUGGAGUCUCGGGAUCCUGCACCACCAAAACCUGUUGGAACACUUUGCCAAAAUUUCGGGAUAUUGGAUUUAUUUUAAAAGAGAAGUACAAUGAUGCUGUACAUGUGGAAGUGGUAAGGGCUCACCGGUUACGCCAUCCCACUUUCCUAACCGUCAAAAAAGUCAAAAAUUACCAGAAGCCAAUGGAGACAGAUCUGGUGUACAUUGAACGUUCUCCAAACUACUGCGAGGAAGACAGUACCACAGGGAGUGUGGGGACUCAAGGCCGACUCUGUAACCGCACCUCUCCACAUGUAGACGGUUGUGACCUCAUGUGUUGCGGUCGUGGAUACAACACCCACCAGUACACCAAAGUAUGGCAGUGCAACUGUAAAUUUCACUGGUGCUGUUUUGUCAAAUGCAACACAUGCAGCGAAAGGACAGAAGUUUUUACCUGCAAAUAGAGCACGACGGUGCCCAUCAACCCACAUUACAGGACCACUAUGGCGCCAUUUUGCACACUUAAUUUUCUUUAUUAAGAAAAUUUUACCCUUUUGUUACAGACAGGGAGGGAAUGAUUCGUUCAUUGCUGAUUUCCUAGUCUACCGUGAGCAUUGCACCUUUUCACGCUGGAGGGGGUUAUUGUAGAUAUUUUUUUAAAUUAUACAUGUUACAAAAAGUCUAAAGGAAACAAGUGAGAGAGAGAGAGAGGUCACAGCGUUAUAAUAUGGGACUGUAAGACUGCUGAGAACGGACCAAACGGAAUAAACUAUCAUACAAAUCUCAACUAUUAGCUAAACAAGUUCAAUGUGUAUCACUUGCCAGUCACACUGGAAUUAUUCUAAUGAACAUAAAAUUUUAUAAUUAUUAAUUUAUGUUUUUAAUAGUAUGAACAAAUUCUGAGCACUAACGGGUAGCGUGUGUCCUAAUUCCCUACUAAAUGUUAAACGUAUAGUUGUCUGACUUACAGUGAAUCUUGUAUAUGUUAUAUUUUUUACUUUGUGCUACUGAGGGGUCCUCAAUUUAUUUUAAUUUUCAACAUUUUUUUAUUCCCCCCUUCCCCCCUUCCCCCCAUUAACCGUUUUGCAGAGCAUAAUAGAGUACUAAGUGGUAGCAGACCUGCUGGAUGACUGCAGAUAGCACAAGUGUCGAUCAAUACACAGGAACUUAGUCACAGCAAAUUUAUAGAUUAAUGUUAUUAAUUAGGUAUGACAACAUCCUUAUCCCUGGCCAUUACUCAUUCGUCUGUCCAAAUGAGACCUCAGCUGUUGCAGAACUUUAAGCACACCAUGAAUGGUAUAUUAAACCAACUACCUACGUACUGUAUAAUGUUCGGUAUUUGUUCAAUAAAUGUUUAUUUUCUAGAUAUUUGGAUUCUAAGGCUGAA